AUGGACUCGAUUGAGUGUUUGGGGCAGUCCUUAUAUCUGGAUCAGACAGGACAGAAUCCGACUCACACAGAUAGAUUCACAUUGUUUGAUGAAGGAUCAGACUUCACCGUGACCAUCACUGACCUCCGGCUAACCGACUCUGGCACUUACAUCUGCGCAGUAGACAGAUGUCUUAAAGACACUUACAACUAUGUAACUCUACAUGUGAUUGAGGCUGUUGUUGUUGCUCAAACUCCAAUUGUUGGACACAGAGGAGAGCGGCUUGACAUCAGAUGCCCCUAUGAAUCUGGAUAUGAAUCAAAUUCAAAGUAUUUAUGUAAAGGCAAGUGCAUCUUUGUAUCAAGAAACAUCAUUGUUAGAUCAGGAUCUCCAGCUGAAGACGAGAGAUUCUCUCUGACCGAUGACACGACGGCCAGAGUUUUCACCGUCAGCAUCACUGACCUGAGAACAGAGGAUGAGGGACAAUACUGGUGUGCUGUGGAGAGGACUUUAAAUACUGAUGUCUAUUCAGAGAUUUUGUUGCUGGUUAAAGAGGAUGAGAGGUCAACAGCAUUUCCAACCACCACUCUGUUUUUAAUAACAAGCACAAGUGUUUCAUCAGCUCCUCUGACUCCUCAAACCCUGCUAGCACAGACGUCUGCACCUGACUCAGAUUCAUUUGUCAUCAUCAUCAUCAUCAUAACUUGCGUAGGUUUGGUUUUGCUCCUGAUCUCUGCUGUAUUCCUUGUUGUGGCUGUACGAAAGAAAAAGCAGACUUGUGGUCUGGUUUCCUUCUUUACUGAAGAGCUACAUGUGACGACAAGAAAAGCAGAAGAAAAUGCUUACGAGAAAGGAAACCCAGCUGUUUUCUCAAACUCACACACAGCUCAACGUGAUGACGGUUCUGCCACAAACGAGUUUCACAGACCUGCAAACACAGAAACAGUCGACACAGACCUCGACUACAUGAAUGUUGCUGCUGCUGAGAGAAACGCUGUGGAUCCAGAUCAGAUCUACACAGAACUGAACUCCAGCAGACAGAGUGACGUUUAUCAGAGUCUCAGAACUGAUUCUGUUCAAGAAGAGUCCAUCUAUCACAGUAUUGGUCAAACACUGGACUGAACACUGAAGCCUCACAAACAAUCAAGCAAUGGUAACAGUAGUCUUAAAUAAUCUUGUAGGUCUAAUACAUGUAAAAGAUUGUAAAUAUGAUACAUUUAUCACUGCCUUAAACUCAAGCUAAACAUGCUGUAA
Messenger RNA from Carassius auratus (goldfish), 1233 nucleotides. RefSeq lists its product as uncharacterized. Gene Ontology annotation, molecular function: transmembrane signaling receptor activity. NCBI's taxonomy places the organism in Eukaryota, Metazoa, Chordata, Actinopteri, Cypriniformes, Cyprinidae. Gene Ontology annotation, cellular component: plasma membrane. The record is from RefSeq and is a predicted model, not a curated record. The transcript has 7 exons. The coding region runs from base 1 to 1101 and encodes 366 amino acids.